AGUGAAGUUAAUAUUAAAUUAUUUGUUUUGAAAUAUAUUCAGGGGCGUAGACAAAAUCUUGAAUAAAACACUGACUUUGGUGAGGUGCUGCCUCCUCUGUCUGGCUAAACCUAUGGCUACACACUUGGAAUUCAUACAGAUCAUCAAAACUUUACGACAACAGAUAACUCUCGUAACCAACAGUAAUUUCCUGUUCAAUAAAUAAAAUAUAUGUUGGUAAGUGGAAAAAUAGCUAUUUAAUAUUAUAAAACAUGAACCUGCCAUUGCCAACAACAUACAAUCGUGACAAUGGUUAUGCCAGUUUAUUUAAAGACUUUUAUUGCGGUUGCAUUAGGAGCAGUUAAUGUUCGAGCUCUGUGUGGUCCAAUUUGUGCAAAUAUAGUAUUUGGCGUUGAUACUUCGUGUGAUAUCUCAGACGAUACGAAAAAUGGCGUUAAGGAGUUCAUGGAAAAAUUCGUUGGGAUGUUUAAUGAUACGAUUGCUGAUCCAAAGGCCAGCCCAAUUCGUGUCAGUCAAUUCGGCCUUCUUGCUUUUGACAGUAGCUCCCGUAUUGUAAUUGGCUUUGAGGAUGGACAGACAAAAUAUGAUGUCAUCAACAAGAUAAAUGAUUUUGAUCACACUGCUUUAGAUUGUAAAACAAGCAUUAGUGAAGCUAUCAACAUGGCAAUUGCAGAUUUCUUCGAAUCUGGUGACGAUGAUGAUCGAAGCCCAAAUGUCCUUGUUUUGUUUACCACAGGAGAUGCACAACCAAACACCAUCGAUGACACCAAGGACUCAAUCAACCGACUACGUGCCAAAAACAAUACAUUCCUUUUCUUGGUUCCGUUAACCAACAAGAAUGGCAAAACUGAAUUAUAUGACGUGGUUGACCCGAAAAACAUAUUUCCUUACUCCGAAGAUAUUAAUGUAGGAACUGUGUACACUCGUAUUGAAGAGAUAUCGCGAUGUCCAAGACCAUUUGCUCCUGGAAACAAAGAUGUUCUCAUCAUUCUCGAUCACUCCAAGAGCUUCAAACCAGAACACAAGAUAGUUGUCCGUGAUGCCUUGAAAACUUUGAUUGGUGCCCACAAAAAAGUAGGAGAUGGUGAAGCCGCAUUGGAAUUUGCCAUCAUCGCAUACAAUAAUAAAGUUGAGACCGAGAUGUUGUUUAACAAUACAAUGACCAGCACAAGAGCAGGGAUACUGGCUGCAAUAGACAACAUUUCAAUAACACAUGAGAAAAACAGACGCACUGAUCUUGCCCUCGAAUUUGCAAAUGAUGUUGUAUUUAGACCUGACACUGGGGAUCGUCCUUUCGCCAACAAUGUGAUUAUUCUCAUUACCAGUGGUCCGACAAUAAAAGCUAAAUACCAAAAGAAUACCAUUAAAGCGGCCAAUGCACUAAAAUCGAAAACAGGAACUGAAAAAGUGACGAUUUUUCUACUUGCGUUACCUGGUGCACGGCCUAAAAAUGUUGCUGCACGUCAGAGAGAAUGGGAUUCAAUUGCAUCUGAACCAAAGGAUAGAUUCUUCAAAAGCUUCGAGAACAUCAAUGAACUAUCGCCCUUUAUGCCCGAAAUCGCAGCUAGGGUAUGUGCAAUUGGACUAUAAAGCCCAAUCAACGAUGGUUGGCUGAAAAACUAUAAUUUUAUGAUUCUGAUAAAAAGAUUUUCAUUCACUCUUCAUCUGUUGUUGCAAACUUUGAUAUAGCUUAUCAAUUCAAAUAAAAUUUGGUUCACAAAA
Owenia fusiformis is the source of this 1722-nucleotide messenger RNA. The record is from the annotation of a GenBank genome assembly. NCBI's taxonomy places the organism in Eukaryota, Metazoa, Annelida, Polychaeta, Sabellida, Oweniidae.